GAAUCCUAACCAGGCAAUCAGGACGCUAAGACGUUUCUGUUCAUAUAAUAGCAACUAGCAAGUGUUCAUGGCUACUCUUCAAGCUGCUUCCUUUUGUUCUUCUUCUUCUUCUUCUUCCUUUAGAAAAAUCAAAGCCACUCUAAAUGCUUCAAAAAUCCAAUCAUCUGAUCAUCUUUAUUUUCCUCGGGUUAUUUUCGAUGAGUUGAAUCGAUGUAAUGGGCUGCAAACCUUUCAGCCAACUUCAUCCCAUACAGAAAUGAUCCCUAAUAUUGGAAGUACUAAUAUAAGAAAUGGCGAAGCAAUUUCCAGCUCAAAGGCAAUGCAAGAGCUCUACACGAUCAUGGGAAUUGUAGCAGAUAGAGCAGAAAUGCACAAGAAUAUAGGAGCUCAGAGAGAUAACUGGAACCGUCUUCUGCUAAAUUCUGUCAACGGAAUGACACUCACGGGAGCAACAAUGGCAGGACUUGCCUCUGUCAGUGGAGCUGGAGCACCGAUUUUGGCUCUAAAGCUCUCUGCCAGUGUUCUCUUUCUCGCAGCCACUGGUAUUCUGCUGGUGAUGAAUAAAAUCCAGCCAUCCCAGCUUGCAGAAGAACAAAGAAAUGCUUCAAGACUAUUUAAGCAGCUUCACGAGGAAAUCAAAAUUACUCUGGCUCUUCAAAACGUCACUGCCAACGAUGUAAAGGAUGUGACGGAGAAGGUCUUGGCACUGGAUAAGGCAUAUCCACUCCCCUUGCUCGGGGCAAUGCUGGAUAAAUUUCCAGCAAACGUAGAGCCAGCUGUGUGGUGGCCACAUCAUUUGAAGUCUCAACCAGAAAGUGGCCGGAGGGUAGAGAGAAAUGGGUGGAACGAAAAUCUAGAAAAAGAAAUGCGGGGUGUUCUGGGUGUUUUGAAGAGAAAAGAUGGAGCAGAAUAUGUGAAGCUAAGUAAAGUAGUACUGAAAGUUAAUAAAGUUCUUGCAGUGUGUGGCCCUUUAUUUACUGGUUUGGCUGCGGUUGGGUCAUUAUGUGUGGGAUUGCCAUUCUGUGGCUCGUGGGCAGCUGUCUUUGGAGCUAUGGCAACUGUUGUUAACAGUAUGGAGCAUGGGGGCCAAGUGGGGAUGGUGUUUGAGAUGUACAGGGACUCGGCCGGCUUUUUCAGUCUUAUGGAAGAGAGCAUAGCAUCAAAUUUAAUGGAAAGAGAGGCUGAUAAGAGGGAAAAUGGAGAAUUGUUUGAACUUAAAAUGGCUCUUCUGCUUGGGAGGAGCUUGUCAGAGCUCAGAGACCUCGCAAAUUGCAGUAGUACUACUUCAUCUAAUUUGUCUAGUACUUCACAGGACGAAGAAGAAUUUGCAAGCAAACUCUUCUGAGUUUUGAUGUCUA
Juglans microcarpa x Juglans regia is the source of this 1358-nucleotide messenger RNA. Its product is annotated as probable F-box protein At4g22030. The record is from RefSeq and is a predicted model, not a curated record. The coding region runs from base 68 to 1345 and encodes 425 amino acids. The transcript has a single exon. NCBI's taxonomy places the organism in Eukaryota, Viridiplantae, Streptophyta, Magnoliopsida, Fagales, Juglandaceae.